This is a messenger RNA of Cydia splendana, 1689 nucleotides long. RefSeq names its product NKAP family protein CG6066. The transcript is spliced from 5 exons. The record is from RefSeq and is a predicted model, not a curated record. Gene Ontology annotation, molecular function: chromatin binding. Gene Ontology annotation, biological process: regulation of gene expression. Lineage: Eukaryota; Metazoa; Arthropoda; Insecta; Lepidoptera; Tortricidae. Gene Ontology annotation, cellular component: nucleus. The coding region runs from base 222 to 1409 and encodes 395 amino acids.
GUUGUCUUGUAUUCACAACUCGUCGUAAUAUUUUGUGGUUAAAAAAGAUAUCACCAAAAUCUACUGAAAUAGCCUUUUACAGGAUAUUAUUAAUAUUCUAGAAUUAAUUCUAGUGUCUGAAAUUUCUUACACCAAACAUUUUGACCAUUUAUAACAGUUUGUAAUACAACUAAUACAGACUUCAGUUUGUUUAUUUGGGAUUUGUGAAUCAAACAGCACACAUGGGGAGAGAUCGAGAUCGUAGUAGUUCGCGGCACGGCAGCCGCAGCCGCGAGCACCGCAGAAGCCGCGACAGAGGGCGGGACCGGAGUAAGGAGCGGCACCGAUCUCGAGAGCGAAGCAAAGAACGACACAGAGACAAAAGUGUAGACCGGAGAGAGCGCACAAGAGAUCGUAGCAGAGACAGACACAGCAAGGAGCGCCAGAGAGAUCGGAAGCCCAGAGAGCGUAGUCCCAGCAGGGAGAGAUCGCACAUGCCUCAUAAGGACAGGGAAAAUGAGCGCCGUGGGGAUGAUAGGCCUCGUAGCUCGUACACAGAUUUCGGUGGUGGAGGCGGGCUGGGCUCAGGCGGGGGUUUUGGAUCUGGUGGAGGAUUUGGAGGAGGCCUAGGUAGCAGUGCGACCGGCACAGGCGGUGGUGUAGGCGGCCGUGGACGCUACAAACCACAAGAAGAUGACUUCUUGGACGCGCGCCGCGAACAACGCGAGCGCAUCGGUGAGCUGGGAGUUCCUGCUGUGUGGGGCAAGUCACCGCAGAGGCCAGAUUCUGAUGAAGAAUCUGAACCAGAAAACAACAAGAAAAGCAAAGACAAGAAAAAGAAAAAGUCCAAAGACAAAGAAGACACCAAGCAGAAGCUGAAGAAGUUAAAGAAGAAACUGAAGAAGGUGAAGAAGGCGCGCAAGAAAGCCAAGAAGAAGUCCAAGAGCUCCUCCAGUGACUCCAGCUCUAGUGAAGAAGAACUCUGGGUGGAGAAAGGAAAAGAACAUGAAGUCAUCGCCCGCACGGAUGUGGAAGUGUUGGACGCCGUCCCCGGCCCCUUGCCCGCCGUCGACGCCUCCAGCGCCGGCGCCGGCCCGCUGCGCGAGUUCGGACGAGCGCUGCUGCCCGGCGAGGGCGCCGCCAUGGCCGCCUUCGUGCAGGACGGGAAGAGGAUCCCGAGGAGAGGAGAGAUCGGCCUUACGAGUGACGAGAUCGCGGCGUAUGAGAGCGUGGGAUACGUUAUGAGCGGUAGCAGACAUCGUCGCAUGGAAGCCGUACGUAUCCGCAAAGAGAACCAGAUCUACUCCGCGGACGAGAAACGAGCGCUCGCAGCCUUCAGCAAAGAGGAGAGGGCCAAGAGAGAGGGCGCCAUCUUAGCUCAAUUCAGAACUGUGCUCAGGGCUAGAACUGCGAGACGAGACGACGCAUAGUCUGUCUGUCUCUCUUAUACAGACGUGUAAGAUAGGUAUCCGCAGAGAGAACUACUGAAUUUCUACGGACGAGAAGCGUGCGCUCACUGCUUUCAGCAAAGAGGAGAGAGCCAAAAGAGAAGGUGCCAUACUCAACAAGGUUCCGGACUGUGCUCAGGGCGAGGACUGCGAGAAGAGUUGACAUAUCUGUUGCUCCCACAGUUUUUGCUAUUUCCUUAUAAGGCAGUUAUCACAUAGAGGUGAUUUCUGGAUGCAGCGACGGGUAUGAUAAUCGCCUAAA